This is a messenger RNA of Limanda limanda (common dab), 4027 nucleotides long. RefSeq names its product RAC-beta serine/threonine-protein kinase-like. Gene Ontology annotation, biological process: protein phosphorylation. The record is from RefSeq and is a predicted model, not a curated record. The transcript is spliced from 14 exons. The coding region runs from base 215 to 1657 and encodes 480 amino acids. Gene Ontology annotation, molecular function: protein serine/threonine kinase activity; ATP binding. Lineage: Eukaryota; Metazoa; Chordata; Actinopteri; Pleuronectiformes; Pleuronectidae.
UGGCCCACUCUGGAUCCAGCCUGUCAAAGCUGCACUGAAACGAGAUCGACGUGGGAUCAAGUCAGUUAAAUGUUGAUUAACUAUUGUUAUAUAACAGGUGCUGUUCAGAUUUGAAGCGGUGACUUGAGACUGCAACAGUCCAAAAGAGAAGUCCACUGCUCCUCCCACCCCCCAACUUCCCUCUCCUGACCCUCUCUGAAACAAAGCUCUCACUAUGAAUGAAGUUAAUAUUAUCAGAGAGGGCUGGCUCCACAAAAGAGGUGAAUACAUUAAAACAUGGAGGCCCAGAUAUUUCAUCCUGAAGAGUGACGGUUCCUUCAAUGGCUACAAGGAGAAGCCUGAUCUAAAUGACCAGAUUUCACCUCCGCUCAAUAACUUCUCAGUGGCAGAAUGCCAGUUGAUGAAGACAGAAAGACCCCGGCCCAACACUUUUGUCAUUCGUUGCCUACAGUGGACCACUGUUAUUGAACGCACUUUUCAUGUGGACAGCAAUGAGGAGAGAGAGGAGUGGAUGCGUGCUAUCCAGUCGGUGGCAAACAGUUUGAAAAUGCGAGACCAGGAGGAAGAGGAACCAAUGGAUUUGUUUGGCUCACCCAGUGAAAGCAGCCUGGAGGAGAUGGAGGUGGCUAUGUCCAAGUGCAACUCCAAAGUGACAAUGUGUGACUUUGAGUACCUGAAGCUGCUUGGCAAAGGGACAUUUGGGAAGGUGAUUCUGGUCAAAGAAAAGUCCACUGGAGUUCACUAUGCCAUGAAAAUACUGCGCAAAGAGGUCAUAAUAGCCAAGGACGAAGUGGCCCACACAGUAACAGAAAGCAGAGUGUUACAAAACACACGACAUCCCUUCCUCACGACAUUGAAGUAUGCAUUUCAAACCAACGAUCGGCUCUGUUUUGUAAUGGAAUAUGCAAAUGGAGGCGAGCUCUUCUUCCACCUGUCACGAGAACGAGUAUUCACAGAAGACCGGGCACGCUUCUAUGGUGCUGAGAUAGUGUCAGCACUCGAGUACCUGCAUUCACGUGAUGUCGUAUACCGUGAUCUUAAGCUGGAGAAUCUGAUGCUGGACAAAGACGGCCACAUCAAAAUCACAGAUUUUGGCCUUUGUAAGGAGGGUAUUACUCCAGAUGCUACCAUGAAAACCUUCUGUGGAACUCCUGAAUAUCUUGCACCUGAGGUCCUAGAGGAUAACGACUACGGCCGGGCAGUUGACUGGUGGGGUCUGGGUGUAGUCAUGUAUGAGAUGAUGUGUGGACGUCUGCCUUUCUACAACCAGGACCAUGAGCGUUUGUUUGAGCUUAUCCUCAUGGAGGAGAUCCGCUUCCCCAGGAACCUGUCGCCUGAGGCCAAGUCCCUACUGGCUGGACUGCUCAAGAAGGACCCCAAACAGAGGUUAGGUGGCGGUCCUAAUGAUGCCAAAGAAGUAAUGAGUCACAAAUUUUUCAGCCCCAUCCACUGGCAAGAUGCGGUACAGAAGAAGCUUACCCCACUCUUCAGACCACAAGUGACAUCAGAGACAGACACCCGUUACUUUGAUGAAGAAUUCACGGCACAGACCAUCACGCUCACUCCUCCAGACAAGUAUAACAGUCUGGACUGUGAGGAUCCCGGCCAACAAGCACACUUCCCCCAGUUCUCCUAUUCUGCUAGCAUAAGAGAGUGAUAGCAUCUCUGACACACACACUCACACACAUGCAUACACACACACACACACACACAAAAACAAAAACACACAUCUUGGCCAUAUCACUUACAGCUAUAAAAUGACCAGAACCUCCAUCUUUUUGGUCUCAGCUAGAUCUACAUGUAAUUGCCUCAGCUGGCAGCCAUAUUGCUCUGUAGAACCUUCUCUAUCCACACGACAAACCCUGGCCACACUGGCAGCACUGUAACUUCAGUACCUGACAUAGUCGUCAGCACAAGUCAACAACACACUCAAGACUCAGUCUGUAGCACCUUCGGAUGGCCUGUAAACAACUGCUGCUGCUUUUCGGGCUGAAAUGUCUUCUUCUUAAAUGCUCUCUGUUCUGUGGUGUGAUGAGAAGUCAUACAGCUCUUUUGUGAUGUUUCAAAGUGCGCUUCUUCACAACUAGCUCCUACCACUGGUGAUAAGUCAGGUGCAUCUAUGAGGGAGGAAAAACUGUGUCUGUCUGUCUGUUCGGAUGUCUGUUUUGUUUUUUAGGACACUUGCCCAGUGUGCAUAAGGAACAACAUAUGAAUGGAAAACACACAAGAUCAAAGUGUAUUCAUGGAGAACGUUUUGACCGAGUGAAACAUGAUGGGACGGUCAUUUCUAUAUUGUAUGCAAUGGAAAAAAAUCACUCGCACAUGAAUUCGCGCUCACCUCAGACGUGAUCUUUGGUAACAGAUCUGUCAAGUGUGGCACCAAAAUUAUUGGGAAUUGGGAAUAACUUACUGCACAAAGUGUAUAUGUUAUUCAAAAGUUUUUAUUUUUUGACACAUUUUUGAUCUUUCUUGAUCAGAUAAAUACACAGCAGCCAUGUUAUUUAAGAGGCUCAUUAAGCACUUACUGGUUUAAAGAAGACCUUUUUUCUUUCUGAUGGCCCAUGUUCAUAAGUAAGCUGACAUCGUUGUGGAUUGUGUGCUUGUCACCUUUAUAUCAUAAAUGUCAAAAACUGUCAGAUACUGAGAGUUGGCAUCAAAUUGUCCCAUUUACUUUAUUAUGCAUGAGGUUUUUGCAGUUACCUUUUUUUAGAUUAUUUAAUUUCAACAACCUUCUUUAUAUAUAUAUAUAUAUAUAUAUAUAUAUAUAUAUAUGUAUGUAUAGUAUAACCAGCCCCAGUGCCAAACUGAAUUAUUAGCAAUUUCAGAAUACAUGUUCAUAAUUUGAACAUCAUUAUUUCUUUGCUUCCAAAGCUUGCUCUGUAACAUUCUCAGUCAUGUCUAAAUUAGAUAUAUUUUAAAUUGUUCCAGUGCAUCCGAACUACAUCCAGUGAUAUCAGUGAGCGGUUGAUGUCAUGAACAUGGUCCAUGGUGAUAUUUCGUUUUUUAGUGCAAUGUGGACUUGCAGGGGACGUCUUUUGUUGUUUUCAGUUCUUCCCAUGUGUUAUUAACAACAUGAAGUGGUUAUCAGGAGGCGUGCAGAGAUUUGCAAUAUUGGGUGUUACACAAUGUUAGAUUCAUUUUCAUGUACAGUUUAUGUGUCACUCAUGAUAAAGGGCUGGGGCAGAAAACCUGCUCAACUUCCUGUUACUCUCAGAGCCUUCUACCACUUCAAGCUGUUCUGGCAUCAUAUCCGUUAUGUUUGUCUCUUAUCUUCUCGUUUUACUUGUCCACUUGCUGUUCUCCCUCAUCCCUCCUCUUCCCUGAGCCUACUCAUAUUAAAGGGAUAGUUCACCGAAAAAUGCUGAAGGAGGGGUGUGUUGAGUCCACAAAACACUUUUGGAGUUUCAGGGAUAAACAAUUUUGCAGCCAAAUCCAAUACAAUUGAAGUCAAUCAUGACUCCUUCAAACGUAAUAAAACAAUAGAAAGCCUGAACAUUCAAAUCUGACUUGAAACGGCACCAUGCCUAAAAGUCUGCUACCGGUCGUAGCGAUGCCAGCAAAUGUAGUGAUGUAAACGUGCACCCCCCACAUGCCUUUUGACGAAAGGCAGUGUGAUUUUCCGUUAAAUAUCAGAGGACAUUUGGGCUAAAAACAUGGUGUAUAUCUCCUUGUUUCCAGUCGAAUUUGUAUGUUGGGGCUUCCUGACACUUGGAUGGGGCGUUUAAAAAAUGGAUCACCAUUUACUUCAAUUUUAUUCGAUUUGGCUGCAACGCUGUUUAACCCGGAAAUUGAUUAAGUGUUUGGUGGACUCAAACACUAUACCCACCCCUCCAUCAGCAUAGCGCUCAGUAGAUGAGUGAAUUCUAAAAAUCCCUUUAAGGAAGUUGAUGAUGCUUGUCACAAAUGUAUUUUUUUCAGUGACAUUAUUCUAUCAAACAGUUCUUUACUAUUUGUCUAUGAAUGUAAUUCUGAAAGACAAGGAUCCAAUACACCUGUUUAACUGUCUUAAUAAACCCUUGUGUUUUGA